This is a messenger RNA of Ostrea edulis (European flat oyster), 1598 nucleotides long. RefSeq names its product cytochrome P450 1A1-like. The coding region runs from base 60 to 1553 and encodes 497 amino acids. The record is from RefSeq and is a predicted model, not a curated record. Gene Ontology annotation, molecular function: iron ion binding; monooxygenase activity; oxidoreductase activity, acting on paired donors, with incorporation or reduction of molecular oxygen. Lineage: Eukaryota; Metazoa; Mollusca; Bivalvia; Ostreida; Ostreidae. The transcript has 6 exons.
UAUAGUGCACACAUGCGCACGCACGAAGGAAAAAUUCCAGUAGAUAUAUUGGUAACAGAAUGGCUGUGUGGUAUGUUGUUUUAAUUUUUGUAAUUUCAUUCUUGACAAUUUUAAUUUCGAAAAAAUGUCGACUAAAGAAACAGUUUCCCGGUCCGAAGGGCACACCUGUUAUUGGCGUGAUUUGGGGUUUAGAUCUUGCCAGUCUUCAUUUAAAGUUAUACGAAUGGAGUAAACUGUACGGUGAUAUUUUCCAAUUUUCGUGCCUGGGAAAAAAGUUCCUCGUCAUCAACUCUUCUGUUGUACUUCGAGAACUUUUCCUAAAGGAGCCCAAUUCAACUAUCACAGCAGAUCGUCCAGAAACGUUUUUUGGAAACUACAUUUACAAAAACAGUGACGUUGUGUUUGCAUCUUCAGACCAUAAAUGGGCAAGACGCAGGAAGCUGAUGUACAAAUUGUUGCAUGCUUAUGGGGAAGGUCUUGUGGACGUAGAAAGACAAAUCAGAUAUAACUUACAUUCUUUGACAGAGGAAAUUCGAUUGCUUCAGAACGGGACAAUCGAUCCAAGCAACAUUGUAGAGGAGUUCAUCUUAAACACAAUCGAAGUUUUGCUAGUGGGGAGAAGUUAUGGUCGACACGGGGAACUUCAAUGUCUGUUGGGGAAGAUGCAGCCAGUGGUCAAUGAAAUCGCCAAUCUCGGUCCGGACAUUGUAUACAGCACGUUCCCCGUUCUUCGGUUCUUGCCUCUACCGACUUCCAGAAAAAUUAAGGAUUUCAUUAAAAUGAAAUCAGAUAUGAUGGAAAUUCUAGAUCGGCUAUCGUGUGGUGAACCUGUGGGUGUGUACCGGGCUCUGAAGGACGCCACCACUGAGAGGGACGCCGCAGGGGAGCGGUGGUUUACCGCGGACAACCACUGGACAAUGAUCCAUGAUAUCAUAACGGGAGGGCAUCUAAGCACAAAGGGAACAUUACUGUCUCUCAUUCAUAUUCUGGCCAAAAGACCGGAUAUUCAGAAGUCCAUACAGAGUGAAAUCGACAAUGUCAUAGGUGUGGACAGAGAACCAGUUUUGGCUGACAGACAGCACUGCCCUCUAGUGACAGCAGUUAUCCUAGAAACGCUACGUUAUAUAUCACAUUUGCCCAUUGUAACCCAUAAUACGUCUAAACCUACACACAUUGAUGGGAUUCCAGUAGAGCGGAACACAACUAUUAUCGUGAAUCUGUGGACGAUGCAUCAUAAUGCUAAGGAGUGGGACAUCCCUUUUGUAUUUAAACCGGAGAGAUUUUUACAUGCAGAUGGCAGUUUGUUACCAUCAACAAAUACGAUCAGAAAAAGGAUGCUUGCCUUCGGAGUAGGAAAACGAGGUUGUGUAGGUGACGUCUUCGCCAUGUCCAGGAUUUUUCUGUUCGUAUCGACCCUCCUGCAACAUUUUACUAUUUUGGAGCCCAAGGAUGAACCACUACCAGAUCUCCUACCCCGGGAUUUGGAUCCAGGAGUUGUUUUACAAACAAAACCAUUCAAAGUCCGAUUUGUGAAGAGAAAUAAUAGAUAUUGAACAUGAGUACAAAAUACUACAAAUGGAAUAAAGCUCUGCAAGAAG